UUACUGUUUUUUUUUAGUGCGCAUGUGCCCCAAAAUGAGAAUGUUGAGCAAAACAGACUAGAAAAAAAAGCACUGGCAUUAUUUAUUGAAAGUUGCCAGCUAAUUCUCUCACCUCGCAAUAUUAGCUAGCUAACAUUUUAAAAUCCAAAUUGUAAAACAUGACGGAGCCUCAGGCAGCACUGUUACUCAGGAGACAGCUGGCAGAGCUGAAUAAGAACCCAGUGGAAGGAUUCUCAGCAGGCUUGAUAGACGAUAAUGACCUCUACAGAUGGGAAGUCUUAAUCAUCGGCCCACCAGACACAUGCUAUGAAGGUGGUGUGUUUAAAGCACAUCUCACGUUUCCCAAGGACUACCCUCUCAGGCCACCUAAAAUGAAAUUUAUCACAGAUUUAUGGCACCCUAAUGUUGACAAGAACGGUGACGUAUGUAUAUCUAUUUUGCACGAGCCUGGUGAAGAUAAGUAUGGCUAUGAGAAGCCUGAGGAGCGCUGGCUGCCCAUCCACACAGUGGAAACCAUUAUGAUUAGUGUUAUUUCCAUGUUGGCGGACCCUAACGGAGACUCGCCUGCCAAUGUAGACGCUGCAAAAGAGUGGAGGGAAGACCGACAUGGGGAAUUCAAAAGGAAAGUGGCCCGUUGUGUAAGAAAGAGCCAAGAGACUGCCUUUGAGUGAUUGUUUAUCAAGCGGCUUCUUGCUUCACUUUUUCAGGGUCUCCAAUUGAGAAACAACAUAGCAAUGUUUUCCUGCACUCUACCACCCUAUUGCAUGGCUGGUCUUCAUUGACCGUCAGAAACCGUCUGGCAACAAUAGGCUGCAAUAGAACAUAACAGCUGUUACCAGAUCCUGACUGAAAACCACCAAGCAAGUGCCAACAACAAAGCAAAAGAUGAAUAACCAAGUUUUUUGUUUAAGUCUAGGAACUGUAUUUCAGGAAGAUAUUGUAAAGACCUGUAUAUAGCACAGACAUAAAACUGGAUAAUAUAUCAAUUGUCCCUAUCCCAUCCACAAGACACUUAGUACCAAAUAAAUAGCGUUUCUGUAGGUAGAAUCUGAGUCCUAUAGAUUUGUAUGUUUUUAUUCCACUUCUUCAACAUCUGCUCUAGUGUGCAUGAGUUCAGUUCUGUUACAGGUUGCUUUGACGGACAGGAGGCCUUGUAGGGAGCAGAAUGGUAAGAAUGCAAUGUUGUUGUAGAAUCCCUCUAUUGGAGGAGAGCUGCUUUGGUUCUAGAAUGACCGAAAUAUCAGGCCGGAUUUGCAUUUAUGGCAGAUGGACAUAAGGGUGCAUUACACAUACUGUAGCUUGCUUGUCAUGUUGGGUUCAUUCACCUCAGCACUUCAGGAAAAGUUGCUGCAAGUCAACAUUUAACAUAUGAAUAAGGUUAUAAAUGUAAGUCUUUAUUUUGGAAUUUAAUACCACCACAUACCAUGAUCCAAUUUGUCAAGUUCAGGUGUGUUUCUUCGGAGAUGGACAUAAUCAUUACAAGUCAUGCAUGCACAAAUGUAAGUCAUACGUGUAAGUUUUUAAUUAGUAUUUUUUUCCAAAAAGUGCCUCCUAUUAAAUUGCUUGGCAAUUGCCCCCUGUAUUGAACCAGAGUUUCAGAAAAAAUAUGAGAAAUUGCUUAACACCCUGUAAGUUUGUACAACAUCAGCACAAUUUGUAAUUCAAAUAUUGGUUAAAUUUGGUUUAGCAAUAACUUUCCCCUCUGUGGUGAACCGUCUUAUUUAAAAAUGUUUAAAAAUCUGAUAUUUGGGUGAUGUGGAGACCUAUUUCUCCUGUAUUCACCUUGAUAAAGGAGAUAUAUUGUGUUGUGUCCUAGGUAGGAUUUGUUAUGCAUGCUUUUAACUUGAGGUUUUCUUGUUGGUAGUUUUGGGGUUGAUUUUGAUUUAAAAUGUGUGAAAGCGUGUGUGCCCGUGCCCUUUUUUCUUUACCCUCUAAUUCCCCUGAUCCUCGAUUUUCCCAUGGUUUAUUCUUUUAUUCUGUCUGAUGGACUAUUGCAGUUUACUUGCCUAAUGUUCAAAGACAAAAUACUGAUGUAUAUUUUCUGUGUUAUGUAGUGAGUUCUUCUAAAAUAAGAUUUAUGUUCCCAAUAAUUGCUGGUGUUUUUUCUUUUUAAUGAAAUUCAUAUCCGCAUUGUUUUGUCAUAGAAUCAGGCAUGAUUGAUACACACAUUAUCUUCUUUCCUAGCAUGUCAUUACCUGGUCCUGACCAAAGCUCCCUGCCUUUUAUCAUGUGGUGUCUAACCCCUAGGUGAAACAUAUCAUGCACUUGUCAUGCAACACAUUACGCUAGAUUUAACUAGUGAUAGGAUACUGUCAUUUGGCACAAAGGUGAGAAUAUUAUAUGGGUCAAGUGCAUUCUGUG
Oncorhynchus tshawytscha (Chinook salmon) is the source of this 2361-nucleotide messenger RNA. Its product is annotated as ubiquitin-conjugating enzyme E2 G1. The coding region runs from base 159 to 671 and encodes 170 amino acids. The transcript is spliced from 6 exons. NCBI's taxonomy places the organism in Eukaryota, Metazoa, Chordata, Actinopteri, Salmoniformes, Salmonidae. The record is from RefSeq and is a predicted model, not a curated record. Gene Ontology annotation, biological process: protein polyubiquitination; proteasome-mediated ubiquitin-dependent protein catabolic process. Gene Ontology annotation, molecular function: ubiquitin conjugating enzyme activity.